This is a messenger RNA of Prunus armeniaca (apricot), 225 nucleotides long. NCBI's taxonomy places the organism in Eukaryota, Viridiplantae, Streptophyta, Magnoliopsida, Rosales, Rosaceae. The record is from the annotation of a GenBank genome assembly.
AUGGUGCUAAGUCGGGUUUAUAUCGGGAGGAAGACCGUGAUCAUUGUGGCUCCAUCUUACACUGGUGAUCACAGCAGUAGUGUGCUGUUGGAUGAUUUUUGUUGCAAACUUGCUCACUUGGAUAUUGACUUUGCCCUGCUCUUUUCGAUACUUGUUAGGUGGGCAAUUGUAUACGUUGCACAGAUGAAACCGCUCAUUGUUCCAAUCCUCAGUGAAGGAGAGUGA